This is a messenger RNA of Chelonia mydas (Green sea turtle), 2321 nucleotides long. Its product is annotated as putative RNA-binding protein Luc7-like 2. The record is from RefSeq and is a predicted model, not a curated record. Gene Ontology annotation, cellular component: U2-type prespliceosome; U1 snRNP. Gene Ontology annotation, molecular function: mRNA binding. Gene Ontology annotation, biological process: mRNA splice site recognition. The transcript is spliced from 10 exons. The coding region runs from base 356 to 1405 and encodes 349 amino acids. Lineage: Eukaryota; Metazoa; Chordata; Testudines; Cheloniidae.
UCAACCUGAUAGCGCUGACGUCGAAAGGGGCGGGAGUGGAGAGAGUGCGCGCGCGCGUCGCGCGGCUUUCCGUUACCGCUGGCGCGCGCGCGUGUAGCAAGCGUGAAGGGUCGCGCGCGGGGGAAGCGAAGUCGCGAGACCGAGAGCAGCGCGAAGCAGUUUCCCGCUUUGCCCUUCGGCCCGAACCGCGAACGCGAGGCGGAGGCGCCAUCGUAGCCCCCACCGGCCGCGGAGAGAGGCUCCGCCCGGACCCGUAAGGGGGAGCGAGCGCAGCAUCGGGCCCGAAGCGCUGUAGGCCGCUGUCGGCGGAGCUCACACAGACUCCGCCGGCUCGGCCGGGCCUCGCGCGCUCAGGAUGUCGGCGCAGGCCCAGAUGCGCGCCAUGCUGGACCAACUCAUGGGCACGUCCCGGGACGGGGACACUACUCGUCAGCGAAUCAAAUUCAGUGAUGACCGAGUGUGCAAGAGCCACCUCCUAAACUGCUGCCCUCAUGAUGUCCUCUCUGGAACUAGGAUGGACCUUGGAGAAUGUCUGAAGGUGCAUGACCUGGCAUUAAGAGCAGAUUAUGAAAUUGCAUCCAAAGAACAAGACUUUUUCUUUGAGCUUGAUGCAAUGGAUCACCUGCAGUCAUUCAUUGCUGACUGUGACAGAAGAACUGAAGUGGCUAAGAAAAGACUAGCAGAAACCCAAGAAGAGAUCAGUGCUGAAGUUGCAGCUAAAGCUGAACGAGUUCAUGAAUUGAAUGAAGAAAUUGGGAAGCUAUUGGCCAAAGUAGAACAGCUGGGAGCUGAUGGAAAUGUGGAGGAGUCCCAGAAAGUAAUGGAUGAAGUGGAGAAAGCCAGGGCAAAGAAGAGAGAAGCAGAGGAAGUGUACAGGAAUUCAAUGCCUGCCUCCAGCUUUCAGCAGCAGAAGCUCCGUGUUUGUGAAGUGUGUUCUGCCUACCUUGGUCUUCAUGAUAACGACCGACGACUUGCUGACCACUUUGGAGGAAAACUGCACUUAGGGUUUAUUGAAAUAAGGGAGAAACUUGAGGAGCUCAGGAGGGUUGUGGCUGAUAAACAGGAAAAACGAAAUCAGGAACGCCUGAAACGCAGAGAAGAGAGGGAGAAAGAAGAAAGGGAGAAGCUAAGGAGGUCCAGAUCCCAUAGCAAGAAUCCCAGAAGAUCUAGGUCUCGAGAUCGCCGCAGACAUCGAUCUCGCUCUGCCUCCCGGGAGCGAAAGAGAAGAACUCGCUCCAAAUCCCGUGAGAAACGCCACCGUCACAGGUCUCGCUCCAGCAGUCGCAGCAGGAGCCGCAGCCAUCAGAGAAGCAGGCAUAGUUCCAGGGACAGGAGCAGAGAGCGCAAAAAAACGAUCCUCAAAAGAAAGAUCUUCCAGAGACAAAGAACGGUCAAGAGAUCAUGACAGAACAUCACGUGACAAAGACAGGAGCUCAAGAGAGAGGUCACCCCGAGAUAACAAAGACAGGAAACGUUCAUAUGAAAGUGCUAAUGGCCGAUCAGAAGACCGGAGGAGCUCAGAGGAGCGCGAAGCAGGGGAGAUAUAACUGCUGUACAGUCACCGGAUCCUCUAGCUUCCUAUGGAGUUGCAUACUAUGGUUUAGUUUACAGUUGUUCAAAGGGACACCAGUGAGCAGUUCCAGACACUGAUCCAACUAGGGUAGAUGUACAGUAUAUAAAAGUGGUUAUAACUAAGUCUGAAUUGAACCCCUUCAAUUGAUGAUGCCUAAAGCUGUGUCCUUGACUUUGACCAAGCUGUAAAACUUCUCUGAACGAUUUCUCUUUAUCCAGGAUGACAGUUUUAUGUACCAAGGUGCAGCUCUCACUGUUUUACUCUCCUUUCCAAAGCAAGUUAAAUAGUGACAAAUUAUAUUGUACUACUUGCCUUGGGUGCUCUCAAACCUUUAUAAAAUUCUCUAAUUCUGGUCCAGUCCAAACAGCAGCAUUGAACGCUUUUUUAAGAGGGCGGGUGGGUACUAAACUUUUAUUCUAAGGUUGUUUCCCAAUGAUUGUAUGGGAACCUAGGAGUUGGUUACAGUCAGAGCAUUUAGACUGGAAUAUGUGCCAGAGAAAGCUGAAAUGUCGUUUUUUACAGUGCCUAUUUAGACUGGGGAAUUGAACAGCUGUUGCAUUACAUCUUUUUUUAUUUUUAUUGAAAUUUUGAAAUCAAAGCCAGUCCCAUCUUUCUGUACCAUUCGGUAUGUGUUCAGUAUAUUUGGGUUUUUUUCCAUAAGGACUUUUUCUGCUUUUUCUUGUGGGAUGUAAGCUGUACAUCCUUAAUUGUAAAAAUAAAUAAAUAAAAUAAAAAAAUUAAAAAUAAA